This is a messenger RNA of Lodderomyces beijingensis, 708 nucleotides long. Lineage: Eukaryota; Fungi; Ascomycota; Pichiomycetes; Serinales; Debaryomycetaceae. The record is from the annotation of a GenBank genome assembly.
AUGCAGUUCUACCAAUCAAGCUAUUCCUACCAACAACAAGCACCAGCCUCGACAACGGGGCUAGGAUCAAUGGACACCGGUUUUGGCGAUGUCAGCGGCUCCAUGAGCGACGGCGAGCUAAAACCCGGGCUCCUCGCCGCAUUUGGAACGCUGGGAUACCCCGGUGAACCACCUCUACUCGAGGAGCUCGGGAUCAAUUUCCUGCACAUCAAGUCCAAGACGCUCGUGGUGUUGAACCCUUUGAAUAAAGACAUACCAAGUGACAUCAUGAGCGACUCGGACCUCGCGGGGCCCAUCUUGUUCGUCUUGCUCUUUGGCACCUUGUUGCUCCUCGCGGGCAAGAUCCAGUUUGGAUACAUUUACGGGGUGGGCUUGUUUGGCAUUGUGAGCUUGCAUUAUUUGUUCAAGUUCAUGAGCAACACCACCACGAUUGACUUGGUGCGUUCCGCGUCGGUUAUCGGAUACUGUCUAUUGCCGCUCGUGUUGAUCAGUGUGUUGGGGGUCGUGAUUAGCUUGGACAAUUUGUUGGGGUACUGUCUCAGUGCAUUCGCCGUGUUGUGGUGCACUUAUUCUGCUAGUGGGUUUUUUGUUUCGGUGUUGAAGUUGCAUAACGUUAGACCCUUGAUUGCUUAUCCGUUGUGCAUGUUCUAUAGCGUGUUUGCGUUGAUGGCGAUAUUUGUGGAAAAGACAGAGAUUGGAGGUAAAUAG